CAGAUCAACGUUUCCAAAAUUUAUUUUUAGGUUAAAAAUCGGAACUUGUAAUAGCUAAUAUAAUAUACCAUAUUGAGUCAAUUAAGCGCGAUAAUUAACUUAAACUUUAUCAUAAGUUAAAGCCAUGGCUGAAGCACCAGGUGAAAAGUUGUCAAAGAAUGAAUUAAAACGGCGAUUGAAAGCAGAGCAAAAGAUAAAAGAGAAGGCAGAAAAAGCCGCUCAGCAACCAGUCGUAAAUACGGAAAAGAAAGCCUCGAAGGUUAAUGAAGAGGAAAUCAGUCCAAAUGAGUAUUACAAGUUGCGAACGGCUGCCGUGGCGGCCCUGAAGGAGGGUCCCAAGGACCAGCACCCCUACCCACACAAGUUCAACGUUACGAUUUCUCUGGAGGAGUUCAUCAAUAAGUAUAAUCAUUUAGAAAAUGGAGAAGUCCUUGAAAAAGUUACAUUGAGUGUUGCAGGCAGAGUUCACUCUAUAAGAGAGUCCGGAGCAAAACUGAUCUUCUAUGAUCUGAGAGCAGAGGGGUUCAAAAUUCAGGUGAUGGCUAACGCCAAACUGUACGAGUCAGAGGAUAAGUUCGCCCCAGACACUGAUAAGUUACGGCGAGGCGACAUCAUCGGCUGCGUGGGGCAUCCCGGCAAGACCAAGAAGGGGGAGCUCUCCAUGGUGCCAAAGACCAUCAAGUUGCUCUCUCCCUGUCUUCACAUGCUGCCCCAUCUGCACUUUGGUCUGAAGGACAAAGAAACAAGAUUUAGGAAGAGAUACCUGGAUCUAAUUUUGAAUGAUAGGGUUAGACAAACAUUCUACACAAGAGCCAAAAUCAUCGCAUACAUUCGUCGAUUCCUGGACAACAUGGGCUUCCUCGAAAUAGAGACACCUAUGAUGAACAUGAUCGCCGGUGGCGCAACAGCUAAGCCUUUCGUCACACACCACAAUGAUCUCAACAUGGACUUGUUCAUGAGAAUAGCUCCAGAGCUGUACCACAAGAUGCUCGUUGUCGGAGGCUUGGAUCGGGUCUAUGAAAUUGGCAGACAGUUCAGAAAUGAAGGCAUUGAUAUGACUCACAAUCCUGAGUUCACUACUUGUGAAUUUUAUAUGGCCUAUGCGGAUUACAAUGAUUUGAUGACAAUGACAGAAACCAUGCUUUCUGGUAUGGUUAAGAGCAUCCAUGGAUCAUACAAGGUCAAAUACCAACCAGACGGGCCAGAUGGCGAGGAAGUAGAGAUAGAUUUCACUCCUCCAUUCGCGCGAGUACCCAUGAUCUCCACACUGGAGAGCGUCCUGAAGGUCAAACUGCCGCCUGCUGACAAACUGGAUACUGUUGAAGCCAACACGCUCCUUAGUCAACUGUGUGAGAAGCAUGAGAUUGAAUGCCCAGCCCCUCGCACCACUGCCAGGCUGCUCGACAAGCUGGUAGGCGAAUUCCUUGAAGAGAAAUGCAUCAACCCGACAUUCAUCCUGGACCAUCCGCAGAUCAUGAGCCCACUCUCUAAAUACCAUAGAGAGAUUCCUGGACUUACGGAAAGGUUUGAAGUAUUCGUAAUGAAGAAAGAGAUCUGCAACGCGUACACGGAGCUGAACGACCCGGCAACCCAGCGGGAGCGGUUCGAGCAGCAGGCGAAGGACCGCGCGGCGGGCGACGACGAGACGCCGCCGACGGACGAGGCGUUCUGCGCCGCGCUCGAGUACGGCCUGCCGCCCACCGGCGGCUGGGGCCUGGGCGUCGACCGGCUCACCAUGUUCCUUACCAACUCCAACAAUAUCAAGGAGGUGCUAUUGUUCCCAGCUAUGAAACCGGACGACCCCAACAAGCACAACACGGAAGACGGCAAUGCGGCUGCACCCGAGGCUCCAAAUGGAGUAUAACUUACUGAAGAUAAAUAUAUUUAUUCUCUUUUCGUCUUAUUCAUGUUUGUUUCUUAAUUAUUAUUUACAUAAGUGUAUCUUUGAUUUUGCUUACAAAUAAAUAACAAAAACAGUA
Messenger RNA from Leguminivora glycinivorella, 1979 nucleotides. It is a transcript of the gene LysRS, whose product is annotated as lysine--tRNA ligase. Gene Ontology annotation, molecular function: ATP binding; tRNA binding; lysine-tRNA ligase activity. Lineage: Eukaryota; Metazoa; Arthropoda; Insecta; Lepidoptera; Tortricidae. The record is from RefSeq and is a predicted model, not a curated record. The transcript has 8 exons. Gene Ontology annotation, cellular component: cytoplasm; aminoacyl-tRNA synthetase multienzyme complex; mitochondrion. Bases 125 to 1864 code for a protein of 579 amino acids. Gene Ontology annotation, biological process: lysyl-tRNA aminoacylation.